CGCGUUGGCCGGGGCGGGGCGGGCGCGCGGGGCCGCGGGGCGCUGACGGGACCCCGCCGCCGCCGCCAUGACCAACGUGUACUCGCUGGACGGGCUGCUGGUGUUCGGGCUGCUCUUCGUGUGCACCUGCGCCUACCUGCGGAAGGUGCCGCGCCUCAAGGCCUGGCUGCUCUCGGAGAAGCGCGGCGUCUGGGGUGUCUUCUACAAGGCUGCCGUCAUCGGCACCCGGCUCCACGCGGCCGUGUCCGUGUCCUGCAUCCUUAUGGCUUUCUACGUCCUUGUGGUGAAGUGAUCUCGAAGCGGCUGCAGGGAGCAGCGUCCUGGCAGCGCGGAGCAGCUUCCAGUACAGAUCCCGGCAGCUCUCGGCGUUGGUGCUCUGCACGGUAGCCGCCGUGGCCCAGCGCCGCGCUCGAGCCCGUCUCGUCCCCGUCGAUGGGGCCCCGCGGCGAUUGAUGUCAUCGGGCCACGCUUCAGCUCUUGGAAAGGGAAUUUCCCAACGGGGCAGUGGGCCGGGGGCUUGGCCCCGCUGUGCGGCCGGAGCCCACCGGGCCCUGCCGCUCCUCUAGGAGGGAGAGAAUCGCCCUGUGCCUGGUGAGCGCCUCCUCUGGGCCCGGCUGCAGCCCCACACGGCGCGCCGGGGCCCUUGGCGCCUCCGCGGCGCAGGGCCGGGCGGCGCAGGGGGACGCUGUUGUCCCGCAUGCGGCAUUUCUUUGCUCUGCUGGGACUGUGCUGCGUCCCUCGGCGGGCAAACGUGCCCGUCUCCCUCUGUAGCUGUGAUUUUUUUUUAACUGUUUAUGAACUCUGGACCCUAAUGUGCAAAUAAAAUGGGGGGUUUCCCUGCU
Molecule: messenger RNA, 842 nt
Organism: Rhea pennata
Lineage: Eukaryota; Metazoa; Chordata; Aves; Rheiformes; Rheidae
Gene: TMEM167B
Product: transmembrane protein 167B
Exons: 3
Coding region: 68-292 (74 amino acids)
Source: RefSeq, a predicted model, not a curated record